Molecule: messenger RNA, 1111 nt
Organism: Penaeus monodon (black tiger shrimp)
Lineage: Eukaryota; Metazoa; Arthropoda; Malacostraca; Decapoda; Penaeidae
Exons: 2
Coding region: 118-810 (230 amino acids)
Biological process (GO): regulation of transcription by RNA polymerase II
Cellular component (GO): nucleus; transcription regulator complex
Molecular function (GO): DNA binding
Source: RefSeq, a predicted model, not a curated record
CGGGACAGACCUACGCGUGCUCAACCACACACUAAAAAAAAAACAAAAAUAAAAAAAGCAUAAAAAAAGCACAUAAAAAAAACGAACCACGCAAAAAAAAAAAAAAAACAGUGCCAGAUGCUCACGGAAAGCGUCAUCAGUGCCGUGUUCGAGCGGAGGGCCUUGUGGGACGCUGGCCACCCCCAGCACAAGAACGCGAUGGUGCUCAAGAAACUCUGGGUAGACAUCGGCAAGGAGUUAAACGCGUCAGAAAAAAUAGCGAGGAACAAAUGGAAGAACGCCAGAGAUUACUACAGACGAGAGCUGAAGAAGAUGGAAGCAAAAGGACCAUCCGGAGAACAGGUAUCUAGUACUUGGCCAUUUUUCCAACAGAUGGCCUUCCUAAAGAAUGUUCUUACACCCGAGUCUCGAUUCGCGAACCUACCCCUGGGAAUAGUCGACGGGGAAGACGUCAAGGAAAAGGGUUGUGAAGUUCGGUUUUCAAGCCUCCCUUGGCCACCGUCUCCGCCAGAUAAAUCCAGUAAAAGAUCCUCCGAAGCUGUGACCUCUCAAGAACCCAGCGGGGAAGGGAUCAAGCGACUUCGACGGAGCCAAGAACGCGCGAGCAAAGACGCCGACGAUGCUACAGCAGGAAAGAGGAAAGCACAAGCACUUCAGGAGGAACAGGAGGAUUUGGAAGACGAUGACUUGCAUUUCUUCAAGAGUUUGUUACCUUACAUGAAGAAAAUGUCGGGUACGAAGAAACUGCGGUUGAGGGCGCAGAUACUGGACUUGCUCUUGUUGCAAGAGAAUGACCAGCUGGAAAACUAGAUCCAGUGCCUAUUGCAACUUUCUGCGAGUCAGGUCCUCCCGGUGACGGACACUUUCACGUAAGCAACACUAGAGUCCGUUGUUUAGGCUAAGAAUUAAUUUUUUUGUAAUUUUUUUGUAAUUUUUAUUUUAUUAUUAUUAUUAUUUUUUUUGUAAUUUGGAGUAUUUGUUCCAAAAGUAUGGGGACACUGAUAUAUACGGAGGAGAUAUUUUUUACUUUAAAUGUAAAGAUCAGAUACGCUUACUUAAGAAAAACUUCCACCGGAUAUAAGUUACGAGUUUAUGGAUAAUAUGAAUUACA